UCCAGCCUCUAUUCACAUGUUAAUAAGCCCCUAUAAAUACCAACAACAGCCAGUCAGCGCCAGCAACACGACACACAGGGGUGGUACAAUAAACACAGGGCGCCUCGCCUGCUUUUCUCCCCUCCUGCGUCUGCCUGCAACCGGUUCUGUUCGCCAGCUGCCCCCCUUUCACGGACGACACAGAAGUGGAAGAAGCCACAGACGCGGCGUUCCGACCAACAUGGCCCCCGCUGCCCGGCCCGGUACCGCCGGACUUUGCAUGGAGGAGGACGAGUCCUGCUACGGGAUUCAGAAAGCGGACAGAAAGAUCAGGAAACCUUUGGUGGAGAAGAAGAGACGAGCUCGCAUCAACGAAAGUCUGCAGGAGCUGCGGACUCUGCUGGCGGAUACAGACCUCCAUUCCAAAAUGGAGAACGCAGAGGUUCUGGAGAUGACAGUGAAGAAGGUGGAGGAUGUUCUCAAGAACAGGUCUCUAGAAGCCGACGCACUCAGCCGGGAAGCCAGCGAGAGGUUUGCAGCCGGCUACAUCCAGUGCAUGCACGAGGUCCACAUGUUUGUGUCCAACUGUCCGGGCAUAGACGCCACGGUGGCGGCCGAGCUCCUCAACCACCUGCUGGAGUGCAUGCCACUGAACGAGGACCACCUCCAGGACGUCCUGAUGGACCUGAUUACGGACACUCCAGGGACAAACGGCAGCACUUGGCUCGGCGCCGCUGAGGGGCCCUGCCCGACCCCGGCCCUUUCCAACUCGUCCAACGAUGAAUUGAGCUCGGACCUGGACGAGACGGACAGCGAGCACAACCAGAGCUCGACGGAGGGAGCGGAGAGAGGGGAGGCCCUGAGCAUGCCCACUGUUACAUACCCUCAGAGUAUGUGGAGGCCUUGGUAGGAAAGGUCUGUAGCUGCAGCUGGGAUCUGCUGGAAACAGGAAUUGUGGGAUUUUAUUAAUGUGAAGCGCCACUGCGCCUCCUUCAGAAAGAGAAAACUCCACCCUACAACACAUGAGCACCAUUUGCUGCUGAAGCCUUUCUGGACUUAUUUAACCAAUUCAAGAACUGCCAACUGACAUGCACUGAAAGUCUUAAGAUGAUCGCCCCGCUCUGAUUUCCAUUUCUAUUAACGGGACCAAACCUGGCUUCUGUGGACCUGGAUCUAUUCGCUCUUAUUGAGGUGCAGCUACUGUACAUCCAUUCUUCUGCAUUCUGGGAAGUGUAGAAGUUUACUAAAUAAAUUACAAGGUUAAGCAGAGGGAGCAACAUUUGACCCAUAAACACACGUAUAGUUCUUUUGGAAAUCACAAAAAAAAAAAAACAAAGAACCUAAUAAGUGCACUAAAGGGUGGAGUUUUUCCUUUUUCUUAUCAGCAGGGCCCCAAUUCUUGUGGGCCACUGCAGCUUGGGACCUCCUGAAAGGACUCUCCCCCUUCCUUCCUCAAUCCUGACACCCUGGCUUUGAGUACUCUCUUAAGACUUCUCUUCACACCUGGAGGAUAAAAGAACGUCCCCUCUCAACACUUAGAACCCAACAAAGGACAGAAAAGGACCAGUUGAAGGCGGUCACACUUAUUCUGUGUGUAACUGUGUACAUGGAGUUUGGAUGAGGAGAAAAGCUCUUUUUAGCACCUGAGAGGUUUGGCAAUGCCUCUGAUUAAUAUAAAUAAUGGUAUUUCGUGUAUUGCUGUAGCUUAUGAGACACAUAGCCUCUUUACGUUGUAACAAUGUUUAAUUAAAUGUCUGAAUUUGCUGAAUAAAAUAAUGUAGCUGAAAUACUUUUGGCUGAUGUAGUGUGAAACUGAACCAAUGCACAAAAUAUGUGUGGCAAUUCUAAGAACUUUUCAGAUUUUGUCACAUAAGAAAGACAGAAUUUGGUGUGUUUUAUUUGGAUUAAGUCAACACAAACUAGUUCACUGUUGGGAAAAUUAGCUUGAAGGAUAGGUCUUAAAACGUUUCAAAAUAAAAAUCUGAAACAUG
Molecule: messenger RNA, 1970 nt
Organism: Poeciliopsis prolifica (blackstripe livebearer)
Lineage: Eukaryota; Metazoa; Chordata; Actinopteri; Cyprinodontiformes; Poeciliidae
Gene: her13
Product: hairy-related 13
Exons: 4
Coding region: 17-889 (290 amino acids)
Biological process (GO): anterior/posterior pattern specification; regulation of transcription by RNA polymerase II; regulation of neurogenesis
Cellular component (GO): nucleus
Molecular function (GO): protein dimerization activity; RNA polymerase II cis-regulatory region sequence-specific DNA binding; DNA-binding transcription factor activity, RNA polymerase II-specific
Source: RefSeq, a predicted model, not a curated record